AUGAACCUCCAAGACACAACCAUCCUCCCAAUGCCCCUAAUAGCCUUCAUCCUCUGGCGCCUCCGACACGCCGAAGACACAGGCUACCCAUCGCACCGCGAGAAAACCUUCGCGUUGGAAUACAUCCUAUCAUUCACCUCCCGCUGGAACGCCCUCCCCCAACCAAUCGGCUCCUUCAGCCAAAACAUCUCUAUCUACUUCAACAUCCGGUGGAUGGAUAUAAGCAAACUGCCACGUGCCUACAACAACACAGACCUAGGUCUCCAGAUCAAGCGCGAAUCAGGAGAUAUACCACACAUAAACCGGAAAGUUCCUUCCGAUUUACAUUUGUUGGAGGUGAAGCAUAGUCUUUGUCUUGUUAGUACAAUCCAGCCGUUGCCGUUUUAUUCCUUGCUCCUACUGCAGGAUCGGGAGCCGUGUGCUAUUGGACCGCUUAGGCAGUAUGUUGCUGUUGAGUUGGCUGAGAGGGCUGAGAGGGUCUUUAAGGGGCGGGGUGGGAAUUUGGGUCGGUUGACUGCCGUUGGGUUCUUUUUGGCUUUUUUGGGAGUGCUUUUGGAGACUGUUGUUGGGAAUUGGGAUGAGUCGUUAGAUAGGCUUGAUGAGACUCUUGUUACAAGUGUGAAUCAGGGAUUGAAGACUUUGCAUGGUCAGAUUGACAUAUCGAAGGCUAGUCUUGACGAUGAUAGUGACGAUGAUUCCAACACACAUACGGCUCAAGACAAAGCAAAUGAGAGGAAACAACUAGACGAGAUGUUUUCUAUCGUCAUGGCUGAGAAUGAGGCAAGAUCUCGGCCGCGGUUGGAUCGCAUCGAGAGAAAGGUUGAAGAAGUCAAAAGUCUUCGCGAUGGUCUUUUCAAUGCUACCUCCGUUCGAGAAGCCUCGAAAGGAACUAGUCUUGCUGAGAUGAGUGGGCGACAAAAUCAGUAUAUUCUCGUCUUCACUAUUGCUACUGUUUUCUAUCUGCCCAUGAGUUUUGUGACGUCCUUCUAUGGAAUGCAUUUAUUCGACCAAGGUGACGAUCCCUCUGCCUCGAAGGCACCCUUUAUUGCCACCUUUGUAGUGCUUUCUCUGGCGACCUAUAUCCUGGCAGCUAGCGGUCUUUGGUUUGUCAAAGGUAGAGCGGAGCACAAGUCAACACGCAGAGAUAGUCCAUGUCUUGAUGGGAAGACAAAGGAGCAACCGACAUUGUUUAGCUUGCCGUCUAAAAAACGAUCCGACUCAGUCGUUUAA
Molecule: messenger RNA, 1230 nt
Organism: Penicillium antarcticum
Lineage: Eukaryota; Fungi; Ascomycota; Eurotiomycetes; Eurotiales; Aspergillaceae
Exons: 4
Coding region: 1-1230 (409 amino acids)
Biological process (GO): transmembrane transport; metal ion transport
Cellular component (GO): membrane
Molecular function (GO): metal ion transmembrane transporter activity
Source: RefSeq, a predicted model, not a curated record